AUGUCAAUGCAUGCAAAAACAGAUUCAGAAGUGACCAGUUUGGCCACGUCGUCGCCAAAUCGGGCGGUGUACUACGUGCAAAGUCCGUCAAGGGAUUCUCACGAUGGAGAAAAGACUACGAAUUCAUUCCAUUCUACGCCGAUUCUCAGUCCGAUGGGGUCCCCAGGCCGCCACUCCCGGGACUCCUCGUCCACCAGAUACUCAGGCUCGCUGAAGCCGGGAUCACAGAAAUCAAGUAAUGGAUCGAGGCGGCACCACCACCACCACCGGAAGGCGGAGAAGGGUUGGAAAGAAUUUGAUGCCAUUGAAGAGGAGGGACUUCUUGAUGAAGAGGGUGGCUAUAAGGGUGUUCCACGGCGGUGCUAUUUGCUUGCCUUUAUUGUUGGUUUCUUUGUGCUGUUUAGUUUCUUUGCUUUGAUCUUGUGGGGUGCAAGCAGAAAUCAGAAACCUAUUGUCACCGUUAAGAGUAUAAUGUUCGAUAAAUUUAUGAUCCAAGCUGGAUCAGAUAACUCAGGCGUAGGCACUGAGAUGGUGACCAUGAAUACUACUGUCAAGCUUAUUUUCCAAAACACGGGUACAUUUUUUGGCGUUCAUGUAUCGUCUACUACAUUAGAUCUAUCGUUCUCCGAACUUAGAGUAGCCAGUGGAACCAUAAAUAAAUUUUAUCAAUCGAGAAAAAGUCGAAGACAGAUAACAGUGAUGUUGAGAGGAAGCAAUAUUCCAUUAUAUGGAGGAGGAGCAAAUUUAAGCAGCCAAGAUGGGAAGCCAGUUGCGCCUGUGCCAUUGACAUUGAAUUUCAUGGUUCGAGCCGAGGCCUACGUGUUGGGUCGAUUGGUGAAGCCCAAGUUUCGUAGAAGGGUUCAAUGCUCUGUGGUUAUGGAUCCCAAGAAAAUGAACGUGGCUCUUUCUUUGAAGAAUAAUUGCACUUACAAUUAA
Fraxinus pennsylvanica is the source of this 936-nucleotide messenger RNA. The record is from the annotation of a GenBank genome assembly. Lineage: Eukaryota; Viridiplantae; Streptophyta; Magnoliopsida; Lamiales; Oleaceae.